AUUGAUAGAGGUCACCGUUUCAGUAUUCGCAAAUUGAAAUUUGCAAACCUAUGUUUUCUUGAUUGCUAUUGCAAUUAAUAAUAAUAGAUAAUACCCUAGAUAAAGUAGAAAAACGCUAUUUCGUGAGCGUGUUUCGGUGUGUUGGGUCGUGUUUAUUAUAACAAUAUGGGUUCUAGAUUUCAAGUUGUUGAACAAGGGCCGCCAAUCGAAGUUUUUCAACUUAACAAACUUUUUACUGAAGAUACAUUCAAAAAUAAAGUCAAUCUUGGUGUAGGAGCCUACAGAGAUGAAAAUGGCAAGCCCUGGGUACUGCCUAUUGUCCGCAAAAUGGAGAAGAAAAUGGCUGAUGAUGACACCCUUCUUCACGAGUACCUUCCUGUAUUAGGUUUGGAGAAUUUCAGCAACUCAUCCGUUUCUAUGCUUCUCGGAGAAGAUAACCCCGUCAUAACUGAAGGCCGAGCUUUCGGUGUACAAACGCUGUCAGGCACAGGCAGUUUGCGGGUCGGAGCUGAACUCCUCAACAAGCAUCUAAAGUACACCAACUUCUACUAUUCCAGUCCUACGUGGGAAAACCAUCAUCUAGUGUUCGUGAACUCCGGUUUCACUCAACCUCGCACUUACCGCUAUUGGGACGAGAAAGCUCGGGCUAUCGACUUCGAUGGCCUCAUCGAGGAUCUGUCGAAAGCUCCUGAGAACUCCGUGGUUAUACUCCACGCCUGCGCUCAUAAUCCCACGGGCAUCGACCCUACGCAGGAGCAAUGGCAGAAGAUUGCGGAUGUUAUGGAGGAGCGCAAACUGUUCCCGUUCUUCGACAGCGCGUACCAAGGAUUCGCUACGGGAGACCUGGACAGGGACGCCUGGGCGGUACGACACUUCGUCAAACGCGGCUUUGAACUCGUCUGCGCACAGUCCUACGCCAAGAAUUUCGGAUUGUACAACGAGCGUGUGGGCAACCUGACGAUCGUGCUCUCCGAUAAAGCGCACGUCGCUCCGCUGAAGUCGCAACUGACAUGGAUCGUGCGCGGCAUGUACUCUAACCCGCCGGCGCACGGAGCACGCGUAGUCGCAAACGUGCUUGGCGAUGAAAAGCUUUUUGACGAAUGGAGGGGUCACAUCAAAUUAAUGUCGUCACGAGUGAUCGAAAUGAGGGAAGCCUUGAGAGCUCAACUAAUAAAAUUAGGCACGCCGGGCAACUGGGACCACAUCGUCAAGCAAAUCGGUUUAUUCUCCUACACGGGCCUCACCCCCCGGCAGUGUGAGCACCUGAUACAGGAGCACCACAUUUACCUGCUGCGCUCCGGGAGGAUCAACAUCUGCGGCCUUAACCCCGGGAACGUGGAGUACGUCGCCAGGGCAAUCAACGAUGCCAUCGUCAAGUUCCCGGCUAAAGAUGAUGAUUCAAGGGCAAAGUUAUAGCAACGGGAGUGUAAAGGCAACGUUCAUGAGAGCGGUACGAAACAAGUUUUAAAUGGUUGUUUGGGACAAUUUGGUGAUUGGUUUUAUGUUUUUCUUACCGUUACUGUAACUUUGUGAACUCUAUAUAUAAGAUUUGUUGACUUUAAAACUUUUUCGUCUUAUCUCAUAUAAAUAGAAUGAGAAAAUAGUAGACAUAAUUGUGUAGUGGUGUGCAUAGCUCUACAUAUACAUAAUUAGUUUGAUCCGAUCAGCGUAUCCGUAUCCUUACUGCUUAGUGCGAGAUCUGCCUAUUUUCGAUCGCGCAUGAGUUGACUACGAUUUAUACGGAAUCGCAUGAGCGCCAUCUAGUUAUUAUACUGGGAAAAGUAUUGUCAGGUAUUACAACUGAGAAUAUGCGGUCUCGAUACUUAGCUCUGAUACGAUAGGCGAUACGUUGCGAUUUUUUUCCUAGGUUUUUGUUUGAUUAUCGAUAGGAAAGAUGUCACAAAACUGGCAUUAUAUACGAAGAGCUAUAUAGUGAUCGGAUUCAGCAGAUAAUACAUAUCUGGAAUUAACUAAUGGCCUUAUGAUCGACAUGCUACCCACUAGGGCAUUGAGUCGUAACCGUGAAU
This is a messenger RNA of Pararge aegeria (speckled wood butterfly), 2027 nucleotides long. RefSeq names its product aspartate aminotransferase, cytoplasmic (gene Got1). Gene Ontology annotation, biological process: L-aspartate biosynthetic process. Gene Ontology annotation, cellular component: cytosol. The transcript has 10 exons. The record is from RefSeq and is a predicted model, not a curated record. Lineage: Eukaryota; Metazoa; Arthropoda; Insecta; Lepidoptera; Nymphalidae. Bases 166 to 1416 code for a protein of 416 amino acids. Gene Ontology annotation, molecular function: L-aspartate:2-oxoglutarate transaminase activity; pyridoxal phosphate binding.